Molecule: messenger RNA, 1900 nt
Organism: Aphanomyces astaci
Lineage: Eukaryota; Oomycota; Saprolegniomycetes; Saprolegniales; Verrucalvaceae
Exons: 2
Coding region: 71-1510 (479 amino acids)
Source: RefSeq, a predicted model, not a curated record
UGCAAGCACCCCCAAACGAAAGCGAUUGACGAGUACACCCCCUGCAAUCAGUACCACAUCCUCAGGUACCAUGAGUCGAGUGAAGUUUCAUUGGAAAUCGCUGUGCCUGUCCAUGCUGUUUCUGCUUAACCUCGUGUUGAUGCCCCUCAAGCCUUACCUUACCGAGGUAUCCCCUAUCGAACCGGAAAACAAGUAUCGGCCGUCGUACCUGACGGCCGUGAACACAUCCGAAGAGCAAACACAAGCCUGUUGGAUGUCACAGAUGUACAAUGCGUCCACCAUGACGCUCGACACUCUCUACUUUGUUGACAGCCUGCGGAUUGUGGAGGUUAUGCGCACAGUUGCGCCAAACGAGAUCUGUUCGGACGAAGCCGAGCUGGCGAACAUUGUUGAUGCAGUGCGUGGUAUCAUAUUUUUCACACCAGCAUUCAAGCAAUCCCUCACAGUUCGGUGGGGCUGCGGUGGGGCGACGCCAACCCCAUACCAACACCUCCCCCCACAAGUGUGGUUAUUAACACUCGGUUCAAUCCCCGUCUCGACGUCCGUGGCGUGGGUCGUUCCUGAAAACGAAGGGACGACCGUGUACUACGCGUACAUGCCUGGAAUCAAAUCGCAAGCGUGGAGACUCACCAUCCUCUGCUUUCGUCUGGUCGCCAGCGUUUGGAUCUUCCACCUGUCCAUAGCAGGGUACUACAACCAUGUGCGGCACCUGCGGGGCAAUCUGGACGCGUUCCCCCUGCACGGAUAUACCAAAGCCAGUCGGUAUGAAAUCGUCGUAGGCGAGCCGACGUGCAUCGUCCUGGCCAACCCAUGGCUGUGCCUAUGGUUUCUUCUCGACCUGGUCACCAACACCGAGUACAUUGGCAUGGCAUGUUUGCGGGUGUGUCAGAUAAAUAACCUUGUCUACUUUUGCCUUGGUAUGCUCUACUUGGGUCGCACCGUUUGGUGUGGAUACACUGCGCUGGCGGUGCUCAAUAUCUUGCUCAAACGGCGCCACAAAGCGCACUGGGUCAAGCCCACCAACACGACCAUCCUGGCGCUGGCAGCAAGUUUAGCCGGCGGUGGCAUCAUGUACAUUCAAACCGAGUGGCAGGAACACCUGGACAUGUACUUUACGCUCUACGUUGUGCACUAUGUAUCCGACACCCACGAGACGACCACCAUGGAAACAGCCCCCGCGAUGCUCGUUUACGCCUUGUCCAUGACCAUGUUGCCCUUUGCGAUUGCCGCCACGCAGCACGUGGCCAACUUCCUCCUUCAUCACUGGAAACUCUGCCGAGCUGGCCGCAUCACUUCCAUGCUAAUUUCGUCGGCGAGGCAUUCGUUAACGCGGUCCAUGAUGGUUUCCCCCACCAUGCCAGAGGCACCUCGACACACACACCAGAGCCAAUGCGAGUACAACGACGUCAAGCACCGCGUGGUGCUGUGGUUAUGUGGCUUGACCAAACUCAAACCACGUGGGCGUACCUGUGACAUCCGUCUUAUUUACAAGGAUUCUUUGAUCGUGUAGGCCAUUUCACUGGCGGAAGCAUCUACUCGCUGUUCCGGGCCGCCCCUGGCUACCAAGCCCAGUGCACCCUAAGUCAACGUGGGGGAGACUGCUACAUCUUGUGCUAUGACUCCUCCGAUCGCCUCCUCGAAUGUACUCGCGUGACGCUGGUGUCGCAAGUGGACCUGGCACAUCAAACUCAAUUGCUUCAGCAGAAAACGACCAGCGCGGCCGUGGGACGGGUGGUCUUGGGCUUGGAUCGGAACCAUGGCAGUACCGUGAUGGAAUUGUUCCAAGGCGAGCGCAACUCGCCAUGGAUAGCAUAGUUCGAUGCACAUGGGUAGAGAAAACAAACCAAACACUGCUAUCGCGUCGUAAUUGUUACUAAUUUAUUGCUAAAUGGUGAUCUAC